Messenger RNA from Lates calcarifer (barramundi perch), 2722 nucleotides. RefSeq names its product chloride anion exchanger. NCBI's taxonomy places the organism in Eukaryota, Metazoa, Chordata, Actinopteri, Centropomidae. The transcript is spliced from 21 exons. Gene Ontology annotation, molecular function: bicarbonate transmembrane transporter activity; sulfate transmembrane transporter activity; chloride transmembrane transporter activity. Gene Ontology annotation, cellular component: membrane. Gene Ontology annotation, biological process: transmembrane transport. The record is from RefSeq and is a predicted model, not a curated record. Bases 357 to 2573 code for a protein of 738 amino acids.
CACAUCCUCCCUAUCCUGCCCAGCAGUACAAUAUCUUUCAAAUGCUCUUCGGGGGCGGAAAGCCUCCACUGAAAGUUGCAGGUUGCAGAUAUCAGUAAGAACAAUGGUCAAGGAUAAGCCGGGCGUCCAGCAGUUGUGCGAAACAGGGACUUCAUCAUAAUUGCUGUUAAUAAUUACAGUUGUGAUAAGCACCAGAGGUGGCAUUUAUUGAUGGCAAAACUGUCUGAGGUCCCAGUUGAUCCACAGCAGCUGGAGGAGUUGGAAGAGAGACUGGACACUUUGGAUUUGGGACAGAUUAGAACACUGUCAGAGCAACAUAGGGAGGAAGCAGCGGUCCUCCAAGCAGCAGAGGCAAAAUGAUGCGACCGGGAGCUAAACAAUAUGUGGUGGCCAGGCCCCUGUACUCGGAGGACACCUUCGCCGAGAAGCAUGAGAAGGUCUACAGGCAUCGCAAGACCAUGCUGAACCACAUCCAGCAGUACUUCACAUGUGACGCCAAGCGAGCCAAGAACACAGCUCUCUCUCUUCUGCCAGUCAUUGGCUGGAUGAAAAUCUAUCGAAUCAAAGAGUGGCUGGUCAGUGACAUCGUGUCUGGUGUCAGCACUGGACUGGUCGCUGUCCUGCAAGGUCUAGCCUAUUGUCUGCUGGCCUCUCUGCCUCCCUGGUAUGGACUCUUCUCUGCCUUCUUCCCUGUCGUCAUCUACUUCUUCCUGGGCACCUCCAGGCACAUCUCAGUGGGUCCGUUCCCGGUCCUGUGUCUGAUGAUCGGCUCGGUGGUCACCAGGCUGGUCCCAGACGAGGGUCCCCCCGCCAACAUCACAGGAUUUGAAGGGCUGACGAGAGACGAGCAGAGAGUGCUGGUGGCUUCAUCUGUAACGUUCCUCGCUGGCAUCAUGCAGCUGGCGAUGGGUGUCCUGCAGGUGGGCUUUGUUGUCAUGUACCUGUCAGACACUCUGGUGUCCGGUUUCACCACAGCAGCUGCUGUCCACAUCCUGGUGUCCCAGCUCAAGUUUGUGUUGGGACUGACUGUUCCAGGCAUCAGCGGUCCACUCUCUAUCAUAUACACCCUGGAGAUCAUCUUUGGCAAGAUCACCUCCACCAACGUCUGUGAUGUGGUCAUCUCCUUGGUCAUCAUGGUGGUGGUGUUCAUUGUAAAGGAGCUAAAUGACAGAUUCAAAUCCAAGCUGCCAGUGCCCAUCCCCAUAGAGGUUAUCAUGACUGUUAUUGCAUGUGGAGUUUCAUAUGCGUUUGACUUCAAGACGAGAUAUGGCAUUGAUGUCGUUGGCCAUAUUCCAAAAGGGUACGAGCCUCCAAUGGCUCCAAACCUGCACAUCUUCCAGGAGACAGCAGUGGAAGCAUUUCCUAUGGCUAUAGUGGGCUUUGCUGUGGCCUUCUCUGUGGCAAAAGUCUACUCUGUAAAACACGAUUACACCAUAGAUGGAAAUCAGGAGCUGAUAGCCUUUGGAGUUAGCAACAUUUUUGGAGCUUCCUUCAAGUCUUUUGCUGCGAGCACAGCUCUUUCCAGGAGUGCAGUGCAGGAAAGCACAGGGGGAAAGACUCAGGUAGCUGGUUUACUGUCAGCUAUCAUAGUGAUGAUCGUCACCUUGGCCAUUGGAUUCCUGCUGGAGCCACUACCAAAGUCUGUGCUGGGUGCUGUGGUCAUCGUCAACCUGAAGGGCAUGCUGAUGCAGUUCAGAGAAAUCCCGUACCUGUGGAGGAGGGACAAACCAGACUGUAUUGUGUGGUUAGGUACCUGUAUUGCAGCCAUCUUACUGGGGCUGGAUCUUGGAUUGGCUGCAGGCCUUGGUGUGGAGCUGCUCAGUGUUGUCCUCAGGGCUCAAUUUCCUCGCUGCAGUGUGCUGGCCAACAUCAAGGGAACAGAUAUCUACAAAGACAGAAAGGACUAUAUUGAUAUAUAUGAGCCAGAGGGAGUGAAGAUCUUCAGGAUACCAUCACCGAUCUUCUUUGCCAACAUUGAGUUCUUUAGGAGCAAGCUGGUGGAAGCUGUUGGAUUUAACCCACUGAGAAUAUUGAGAAAGAGAAAUAAAGCACUUAGGAUGAUCCGGAAACUUUUGAAGAAAGGUGACCUGCAGUGGACAUCAAAAGGCUUCUUGAACACCUCUUCUGGACCGAUCAAGGAAUCAGAGGACGAGAGCAACAUUGAGGAUCUGGACCAGCCGACUGACUUCAAGGACCUUCCUGCCCGGAUCGACUGGAACGCUGAUCUUCCAGCCAACAUAAUUAUUCCGAGAGUGGACCUGCACAGCCUUAUCCUGGACUUUGCUGCUGUUUCCUUCCUGGACAUCUCUGCUCUGAAAGGACUCAAAACUUCACUGAAAGAGCUGAUCCGGGUUGAGGUUGAGGUUUACAUUGUGGCUUGUGAUCCUUACAUCCUAGAGAAACUGCACGCUUGUUGCUUUUUUGAUGAUGAAGUUCAGCCAUCAAUGUUCUUCCUGACACUGCAUGACGCCAUGCUGCACAUCCUCGAGAAACAUCCGGAGUCCACAGAAAAGAAAUCCGAUUCUGAAAAGAUUAUAACAACAGUCACAGUUCACCACCUGGAGGCUGUUUGAGGAGCAGAGAUAGAAAUGAUCCAGAUCCAGAAACCAAGUUCUAACUUCUGCAUGAGACGAUGAUUCCUGGAAGAAAAAAAAAAUCUAAAAAACCAUAGACCAAAGAGUGAAUGUUUUUAAAUCAUGCUGUACACUACACUUAUGUAAUG